AUGAUCGGCGGGGAGCAUGGCAGCACAGCGCCCACGCCCGCCCACCCGCCCCACGACCAGUCGUCAGCGCUGCGGAAGAGGAAGCGCCUCAGUCAGGUGGUGCUGGAGCUGACCUCGCAGGCCGAACGUCGCUCCCCCGAAGACAAGCCGCCUCCGCCCCUCCCGCUCGCCCCCGCGGCGCCGGACCGCCCCGGCGCCCCCCCGCCGCACGACUCCGCCGCCAGCGGCCCGCCCCGCGACGCCAAGCCCCCGCAGGACAGGCCCCCCGACCAGCGCCCGAACGCCCUGACCUCGCAGAAGCCGCCAGCCGAGAAGGAGCCCAUGUUCAGCCGCCAGCCCGAAGAUGCUCCCCCGGGGCCCGGCCACGACCAGGGGGAGGAGGCCGGCCUCAGCCCCGGCCUCAGCCCCGGCCUCAGCCCCGUGCCGGGCCAUAGCCCCGUCGCUGGCCACAGCCCCGUGCCCGGACACAGCCCUGUGCCCGGCCACAGCCCCGGCCUCAGCCCCGGCCUCAGCCCCGGCCUCAGCCCAGGGCUCAGCCCCGGCCUCAGCCCCGGCCUCAGCCCCAGGGUCACUGUCCAGGACGAGACCGGCCAAGAGGCCAUGAAGGUGGACACACCGCCCUCGCCCAAGGAGGGCCCAGGGGAGGCGGGAGGCACCAGCCCCCUGCCGGAGGCCCAGCAGCAGCAGAGGUCGCCUGGCGUCAUCCAGGCCGGCACCGCGCGCUCGCCCCGCGCCGUCCAGAGCGACGUGUUCCGGUUCGACUCCUUGGACCGCGAGCGGUACCUCUGCCGCGCCAUCAGCGAGGAGGACGAGGAGGUGUUCUCGCCCGGCCUCCCGUCGCACAGUCCACACGCCAGGGACUCGCCCGCCCUCGCCAGGGUCAACUCCGACUCGCCCAAGCUGUCCUUCAGCCCCCUCAGGAUCAAGGACCCCAGUAUCGACGAGGAGGACCUGGACCUGGACUCGAAGUCGUCGUGCACGGCGUCGUCGCUGGCGUCCGGCGACCCGCCCGGCGUCGGCUCCGUCAUCCGCGGGAUCCUGCCCAAGCUGAGCGUCGUGCGCAGCGACGCCUCCGACCCCGGCGGCCACUACCAGCCCUGCACCUGCCAGCACUGCGCCCUGUCUGCACGAGACCCGCACCGCCUGGGCCCCGCGGGCGUCCCGCACUCGCCCAUCUCACCGCUCACGCCCUCCUCCCCGCACACGCCCAUCUCGCCCUCCCCAGGACACAACGUCGAGCACUAUUUCCCGCCCACCGUCUACCUGCCCGACCUGUACCGGCGCCGCUCGCACUCGGACUCGGACCUGCAGCUGUGGUUCGACCAGAAGGCGCGCUCCAGCGAGGUGCCCGCCAGCAGCGCCGGCCCGACGUCGGCGGGGCCCUCGGGCGAGCAGCAGACCUCCGCCACGCGCGGCUCCGUCCUGCGCCACGGCCGCCCCAUCCCGCAGCCGCUCUACCUGCCCCGCAAGGGCGGCUCCCUCGAGUCCGACAACUCCACGCCGCAGGACUCGCCGCUCGACCUGUCCGUGAAGACGGCCGGGAGCGUGAAGACGGGCAGCUCCUCCAGCACGGAUAGUCUAGUCUUGCCGGGCUCUGUGCCCCUGUCGUCGCCGCACUCGCCGCACCUGGCGGCACCGAAGGACAUCACCCCUCCCCCCAGGUCCCCCGGGGCGCCCGACCACCGCCAGACCUCGGCUUCGUCCCUGCCGGUGCCCGUGGUCAAGGGCGACGUGGCGUCCUAUAGCACCAAGGACAGCGUGGCCCUCCGCUACCACCUGGAGGUAUCCCCCGUGGUGGAGGAGAUGCCCCCGGGGGCGGACGUGGCCUUCGUGUGCCCCGUCUGCGGCCAGAUGUUCUCGCUGCACGACCGCCUGGCCAAGCACAUGGCGUCGCGGCACAAGAGCAAGCAGGUGGACAGCACCAGCAAGACGUACAUGUGCGACGUGUGCAAGCGCUCGUUCGCGCGCUCCGACAUGCUCACGCGCCACAUGCGGCUGCACACCGGCCACAAGCCGUACACCUGCCGCGUGUGCGGACAGGUGUUCUCGCGCUCGGACCACCUCUCGACGCACCAGCGGACGCACACGGGCGAGAAGCCCUACAAGUGUCCGCAGUGUCCGUACGCCGCCUGCCGCCGCGACAUGAUCACGCGCCACAUGCGCACGCACGCGCGCUACGAGCUGCACGAGUCGUCGUCCAUGGAGGAGGGCGGCGAGGUGGCGCGCCCCAGCCUGCCGGUGCGGUCCCUCUCGGAGGAGCACCCGGCGCCCUCACCCAUUGCUGGACCUGCCCGGCCUCUCCGCGCCCCCCAAGCACACCCCACAGGGGGUGGGCAUGGCUGGGCCGGGCAUGUCGGGGCACCUGCCGCCGCAGCUGCAGCGACCCCGGAAGCAGGAGGAAGACUGAAGGGGGCCAGCGCCACUCGUCUGGUUCCUGUUUUUGCCUCGUUGAGGUUUGUCUCUGGCUGGAGGUCGUCCCUCCUUGGCAGGGAGGCCGCUGGUGGCCAGAGGCGCGCCCAGCCUCUCGGCGUUCCGCAUGCGGCGUCUCGGGCGGCGGGUCUGCCGGAGGUCACGCCCAGUGUGGGGGAAGAGGAGGUUCCUCCCGACGGAGCAGCCCUGGAGAGGAGAAGGCGCUACAGCUGGAGCUGCUCCUCCCCCACGAUCACCCUCAAGUAUCUCGGUGUGAAGAGUGUUCGCCUGCGGUGCCCGGGCCUCGGUGCUCUGCUGGGGCGCCGCUCCCUCGCGCGGGAGAUCGCGCUCCCCCUUGCUCGGGGGCGCCAGAGGUCUAUCGAUUCCAAGCGCCCCCGCGGGCACCUGGGAGCCCGGGCCCUCGAGGAAGGAGUUGUGGUCGUGGCGGCCGGACCCUCGGGCCCCUGGCUCGACGCCGGGGGCCAGACCUUCGCCGGCGCGCCCGCGGGCUGCCCUCAGCCUGAAGGGUCCGCCCGGCGCCCCAAGGCCCAAGUACAAGAAAGGUCGGCAGGUCCAGUCCAGCGCAGAGGGUCCGGCUGCGCACUGCCGGCCGGUGGAGAUGCUGGUGUUCUCGGAGUGCUCACUAUCUUACGUUUCUUAAGAGAACUAUAG
Molecule: messenger RNA, 3081 nt
Organism: Penaeus monodon (black tiger shrimp)
Lineage: Eukaryota; Metazoa; Arthropoda; Malacostraca; Decapoda; Penaeidae
Exons: 6
Coding region: 1-3081 (1026 amino acids)
Biological process (GO): regulation of transcription by RNA polymerase II
Molecular function (GO): RNA polymerase II cis-regulatory region sequence-specific DNA binding; DNA-binding transcription factor activity
Source: RefSeq, a predicted model, not a curated record